GGACAUUGCAGAGUUCAGCUGAUCUUCAGGACACACUGAUAGACUACGCUUUUGUAGGAAUUAUCAGCACCAAAAUGCAUCUGCAGCACUUUAACCUGGCAAAAGCUGGAUUUUGCAUGUUAACCUUGCAAGUUCUGAUAUAUCAGGUAUCUUCUUUACCAGUCAUGACGCCUGAGUUUCAAUCCGGCCUUCAGUCAUCCAAAAUCCUAAACCGCAAGGUACGGAUGUCUCCUCUGUGGCGAAUCAUGGGCUACAAACCAUACGGGGCUCACUGUCAUGAUAAUAUCGAGUGCAAUACAGGAUUUUGCAGGAACGGUCAGUGUUCGUUUAAUGAGGCUGUUCAUUCUUAGCGGAGCGGAGUCCUGGAAAAUACUCAUUUAUGAGUCAACAUAAUUAUUAUAUGUAUUUUAUGUUCAUAUCAUUGGCUAUGUUGCAAGCACUUUAAUUUUUUUUACUGUUAAAGGUCUGACUUGAAAAGUUACAUGGGUUUCCCUAUAUUUGUUGUAUGUUUAUUUGAUAAUAUUAUUAUAACGUGAUGUUAAAUCUGAAAGUCUUAAAGAGAUAGUUCACCCAAAAAUGAACAUUUCCUAAACAUUUUACUUACUCAACGGUUUCUAAACUUCAAUUUCUUUCUUCUGUUGAACACAAAACAAGAUAUUCUGAAGAAUGUUCACAGCGGCAAUUAACAUCCAUAGUAGGAACUAAAAAAAAAAAAUUAAUUCUAUGGAAGCUGAUGGCUGUUUAUUGCAGCAUUCUUCUUUUAUGUUCAACAGAAUAAAAAAAACUCAAACAUGACAGAAUUUUAAUUUCUGGUUUCUAUCGCUUUAAGUUUUGCAUUUGGCUUAAGGCAAGACACUGC
Messenger RNA from Danio aesculapii, 859 nucleotides. Its product is annotated as liver-expressed antimicrobial peptide 2-like. The coding region runs from base 75 to 350 and encodes 91 amino acids. The transcript has 3 exons. The record is from RefSeq and is a predicted model, not a curated record. NCBI's taxonomy places the organism in Eukaryota, Metazoa, Chordata, Actinopteri, Cypriniformes, Danionidae. Gene Ontology annotation, biological process: defense response to bacterium; antimicrobial humoral immune response mediated by antimicrobial peptide.